AUGAACGUCACGCGCCCUGCGCUAUCGCUGCGCGCGCCUUGCCCCAUCGACGCGUGCGCCCUGACUCGUCGUUGCGCGCGUCCUGCUUUCGCCGUCGUGCCACCUGCCCCAUGCCCCCUCUUCUCCUCCCGGGCGCCCACGCACUUCUUUGUGGUGCGCCUUCCCAGACUCUCGCGCCCCACACUAACCCUAUCCGCCCACAGCAUUUGCCUCUCCACUCUCCUCCACCUCUCUUCUCUCCUCCUGCUCCUUCUUACAUCUCCUCCUCACCUCCUGCUUCCCCUCUGCAUCUGCUUCAGCUGGCUGCCACCUCGUACCCAUGCUCAUCCGUUGUCCCCGCAAUCCACCCCUUCACCUCCCUCCUCCUCUCCUCUCUCUCUGUUUCCCAGCACUAUCUCACCUCUUCCUCCUCCUCCUUUCUCUCCUCAUAUGCUACGGCUAGUAGCUAAUUGUGGCCCGCCCUGCCCUUCCGUCAAGUCCCCGCCCUUCUCACAAUCCUCCCCUUCACCAUCCUCCGCCUCUCCUCUCUCCCUCCAGUUUCCCCUCCACUAUCUCACCCCUUCCUCCACCUCUUUCCUCUCCUCAUCUGCUGCAGCUGGCAGCUGA
This is a messenger RNA of Closterium sp. Naga37s-1, 606 nucleotides long. NCBI's taxonomy places the organism in Eukaryota, Viridiplantae, Streptophyta, Zygnematophyceae, Desmidiales, Closteriaceae. The record is from the annotation of a GenBank genome assembly.